Messenger RNA from Daldinia childiae, 456 nucleotides. RefSeq names its product Ubiquitin-conjugating enzyme E2 2. Bases 1 to 456 code for a protein of 151 amino acids. The transcript is spliced from 4 exons. Gene Ontology annotation, cellular component: HULC complex. Gene Ontology annotation, biological process: DNA repair; proteasome-mediated ubiquitin-dependent protein catabolic process; protein polyubiquitination. The record is from RefSeq and is a predicted model, not a curated record. Gene Ontology annotation, molecular function: ubiquitin conjugating enzyme activity. Lineage: Eukaryota; Fungi; Ascomycota; Sordariomycetes; Xylariales; Hypoxylaceae.
AUGUCGACUGCCGCCCGCCGUCGUUUAAUGCGAGACUUCAAGCGCAUGCAGACCGACCCUCCCGCUGGUGUAUCUGCUUCUCCUGUUCCCGACAAUGUUAUGACUUGGAACGCUGUCAUCAUUGGGCCUGCCGAUACCCCGUUCGAAGAUGGAACCUUCCGGCUUGUGAUGCACUUCGAGGAGCAAUACCCGAACAAACCACCCGCCGUUAAAUUCAUCAGCCAGAUGUUCCACCCCAACGUCUAUGCCACAGGCGAGCUGUGUCUAGAUAUCCUCCAGAAUCGAUGGAGCCCCACGUACGAUGUUGCGGCUGUCUUGACGAGCAUUCAAAGUCUACUUAACGACCCCAACACCGGUUCUCCUGCGAACGUGGAGGCAUCCAAUCUGUAUAAGGACAACCGAAAGGAGUACACUAAGAGAGUUCGCGAGACGGUUGAGAAAAGCUGGGAGGAUUAA